Molecule: messenger RNA, 2177 nt
Organism: Alosa alosa (allis shad)
Lineage: Eukaryota; Metazoa; Chordata; Actinopteri; Clupeiformes; Clupeidae
Gene: sox10
Product: SRY-box transcription factor 10
Exons: 4
Coding region: 575-2083 (502 amino acids)
Biological process (GO): negative regulation of transcription by RNA polymerase II; neural crest cell migration; peripheral nervous system development
Cellular component (GO): nucleus
Molecular function (GO): DNA-binding transcription factor activity, RNA polymerase II-specific; RNA polymerase II cis-regulatory region sequence-specific DNA binding
Source: RefSeq, a predicted model, not a curated record
CUUUAAGCCCCAGUGUGCGACACAGAGCGGGCAUUCAUAGCGGGGCAGCGCGAGCGAGGGGGCUGGGGAGUGAGCGGGAGCGUCACUUUGGGAACUCGGGAACUCACGGACUCUAGUGCUAAGCGGGCGACCUCCUUUUUCAAUACAGAAGUGUUUACUGUUAACGUGUGGUGUAAAACAGACGUGAAGACAACAUACACACACACAAGUGGAUUACCAGACAGCGGAUUGAGAAAUCAGCUCCCUGAGGUUUUACCAAAUUUAAACCAUUCAAAGGCGCGUAAAGCGUGGGACUGCACCCGUACGAAUGGAAAGAACUUUAAUGUGCAAUUCGAAUAGAAUUGCGGAGAGAAGACUGAGAGUUGAAACUGAUUGGAAAUUUAUAUAAACAAUUUUCGAAUGGAUAAAAUAAAUUAAUAAACGUAUUGGCACAAAAGAAAGCAAAUCUCUACCAAGGGAAAGUAUUGAUUCGGUACAACCCUACGUAGUCACUCCGACAGAAAAGCAGCAGAGCAAUAAGUAGCCUGCUUUGUGCAACGUUUCCAGGAGAAAGUUUAUUAUAGUGAAUAAUAAGAUGUCGGGAGAGGAACAGAGCUUGUCUGAGGUGGAGAUGAGUCCUGGCGUAUCGGAUGAUGGCCACUCCAUGUCUCCUGGCCACUCCUCGGGGCCUGCAGGUGGAGCGGACUCACCUUUGUCUGGACAGCAGCCACAGCUGUCAUCGGUUGGAGAGGAAGGUGGCAGCAGGGUCUCCAUCAAGUCUGACGAAGAGGAUGACCGCUUCCCCAUUGGUAUUCGCGAGGCGGUAAGCCAGGUGCUGAACGGAUACGAUUGGACGCUAGUGCCCAUGCCGGUGCGCGUGAACUCAGGAAGCAAGAGCAAGCCGCAUGUGAAAAGACCCAUGAAUGCCUUCAUGGUGUGGGCGCAGGCCGCGCGGCGAAAACUCGCUGACCAGUACCCUCACCUGCACAACGCCGAGCUUAGUAAAACAUUGGGGAAAUUGUGGAGGCUCUUGAAUGAAAAUGACAAGCGGCCCUUCAUCGAGGAAGCAGAGAGGCUGCGGAAACAGCACAAGAAGGACUACCCGGAAUACAAAUACCAGCCGCGCCGCCGGAAGAACGGCAAGCCCAACUCCAGCACUGAGGCCGAUGCCCACUCAGAGGGUGAGGUCAGCCACAGCCAAUCACACUACAAGAGCCUCCACCUAGAAGUGGCCCACGGCGCAGGGGCAGGGUCUCCACUGGCCGAUGGGCACCACCCCCACGCUGCAGGCCAGAGCCACAGUCCUCCAACGCCCCCGACGACGCCCAAGACUGAGCUGCAGUCCGGGAAGUCCGGCGAGGGGAAGCGAGAGGGUGGCGGAGCCGGAGGCUCCCGUGGGGGCCUGGGCGUGGGAGCCGAUGGGGGCUCCGGGUCAGCGUCCGGUGCCGGCAAGCCCCACAUCGACUUUGGGAACGUGGACAUCGGUGAGAUCAGCCACGACGUCAUGGCCAACAUGGAGCCGUUCGAUGUGAAUGAGUUCGACCAGUACCUCCCACCCAACGGGCACCCGGGCGUUGGCGGUAGCUCGGGGGCUGCCGGGGCGGCGGGCUCGUCCGCCUCGCCGUACGCCUACGGCAUCUCCACGGCCCUGGCGGCGGCCAGCGGACACUCGGCCGCCUGGCUGUCCAAGCAGCACCAGCAGCAGCAGCAGCAGCAGCAGGGGCACCACGCCGCCUCGCUGGCCUCUGACCCGUCCAAAGCCCAGAUCAAGAGCGAGGCUGGCCCGCCGGUGGGCCACUUCGCCGGGGAGGCGGGCAGCAGCGGCUCCCACGUCACCUACACCCCGCUCAGCCUGCCCCACUACAGCUCGGCCUUCCCCACGCUGGCCUCCCGCGCCCAGUUUGCCGAUUACGCCGACCACCAGGCCUCGGGCUCCUACUACGCCCACUCCAGCCAGGCCUCGGGGCUCUACUCGGCCUUCUCCUACAUGGGGCCCUCGCAGAGGCCCCUCUACACAGCCAUCACAGACCCCUCCAGCGUGCCCCAGUCCCACAGCCCCACGCACUGGGAGCAGCCCGUCUACACCACCCUCUCGCGUCCUUGACAGAGACCUGGAGAAGAAGAAGAAGAAGAAGGAGAGGAGGUGGAGGAGGAGGAGGAGAAAGAAGGUGGCGGAGGAGCGGGAGGAAGAAGAAGAG